Messenger RNA from Mobula hypostoma (lesser devil ray), 3216 nucleotides. It is a transcript of the gene mthfd2, whose product is annotated as methylenetetrahydrofolate dehydrogenase (NADP+ dependent) 2, methenyltetrahydrofolate cyclohydrolase. The record is from RefSeq and is a predicted model, not a curated record. Gene Ontology annotation, molecular function: methylenetetrahydrofolate dehydrogenase (NADP+) activity; methenyltetrahydrofolate cyclohydrolase activity; methylenetetrahydrofolate dehydrogenase (NAD+) activity. The coding region runs from base 73 to 1068 and encodes 331 amino acids. Gene Ontology annotation, biological process: tetrahydrofolate interconversion. The transcript has 8 exons. Lineage: Eukaryota; Metazoa; Chordata; Chondrichthyes; Myliobatiformes; Myliobatidae. Gene Ontology annotation, cellular component: mitochondrion.
GGCUGACUGUAAAAGGCAGGUACGGGCGGCCGCGCGGCCUCGCUUUCCGCAGGGUUCAUCAGCGUCGGCGGCAUGGUUCCCGGUUCUGGUAACUUGCUCCGCUUCUUCAGCGCCGGUCUAGUCAGUGUCUGUCGCCUGCACACCAGCGCCCCGAGAAAUGAGGCUGUCGUCAUCUCAGGAAAAAGACUGGCGCGGCAAAUCCGAGGAGAGGCAAAGCUCGAUGUAGAGCGCUGGGUUGCUGACGGGAAUAGGAGGCCACAUCUCAGCGUUGUCCUGGUUGGGGACAACCCAGCCAGUCACUCCUACGUGAAGAACAAAACCAAAGCUGCAGCUGACGUGGGUAUCACGAGUGAGACCAUUCUGAAGCCAUCCAGCAUCACUGAGGAAGAGCUGCUGGAGUUAAUUAACAAACUGAACAAUGAUAAUAAAGUUGAUGGGCUGCUUGUCCAGCUUCCUUUACCCGAACAUCUCAACGAGCGCAAGAUCUGUAAUGCGGUGUCACCCACGAAAGACGUGGACGGGUUUCACGUACUCAACGUUGGCCGCAUGUGCCUUGACCAGAGCUCCAUGUUACCGGCAACACCCUGGGGCGUGUGGGAAAUCAUCCAACGAACAGGAAUUCCAACUCUAGGGAAGAAUGUGGUUGUUGCUGGGCGGUCAAAGAACGUCGGAAUGCCCAUCGCUAUGCUCCUGCACACAGACGGCAGACACGAGAGGCCUGGUGGAGACGCCACAGUGACCAUGACUCAUCGAUACACCCCCAAAGACCAGCUGAGGGAGCACACCAAGCUCGCUGACAUUAUUGUGGCUGCUGCAGGUAUUCCCAAUCUUAUCACGGCCGACAUGAUUAAAGAAGGAGCUGCCGUCAUUGAUGUUGGCAUCAACCGCGUCCAGGACCCAGUCACCGGGAAGCCCAGGCUUGUGGGCGAUGUUGACUUUGAAGGGGUAAAGAAGAAGGCCAGUUUUAUAACGCCGGUGCCAGGCGGAGUUGGCCCAAUGACUGUCGCCAUGCUGAUGAAGAACACCAUCAUUGCAGCCAAGAAGCUUCUGAAGCAGAUGGAGAACUGAAUAAUUUGCCAUCCUGCACUGGAGCAGCAGAAGUGAGCUGGAGUGCCCUGCCAAACAUUCCAAUGUACUGUUUACACUUCCCAAUACCAAAGGCUGAUUGAUAGCUGAGUCGUUAUUUAUUGCCCUGUCCUGGAAGUAAUUGGGUUCUCCUGUUUGCAUUGAAUAUAAUUUAUUUGGGAGGACCUUGGGACUAAGGCGUGUGCAAUUUUAUAACUUUGUUCCAAAGAGGCUUCCCACACCCAUACUAUUCUGUCAAGUUAUUUAGCACGUGUAAAUAAUACAACAAAAAGCUUGUUUUAUUGCCAAGUUCUUUGAAGUUGCAGUGAGGAGACCAAAGUGGAGAGGGGAUUCCAGUGUGAAAAGUUUGCGUUUUGAAGGCUUUAGUGAAGGAAACCUCACAAAAGUUUUGCUUUAUAACCUCACAGGUGAAUAUUUUAAAGUACAGAAUAGCCCAAAACAAUAAAUAUGGGGAGUAGAAUUAUCUUUGCCAGCUGGUGCAGGAGCUGAAUUUGUUUGGACAGUUUUGAACUUGAGCUCAGAGCAGAUGUACUGACUGCCUGUGCUGUUCUGAAAAUGAGGUCAGUGUUUAAGUGUGUGAACCUGUUGGAAUGGGAACUUCUGACGUCGACUCUGUGUGUCAGCUGAAGCCCUGGCAUUUCUUCCCUGUCCCGAGUAUCUGCUGGUGAUGGCUCAAAACAGUUUUCUCGUGUGAGGCGAGGGAAGUGUCUUGGAAUGAGGAUUAAAACGCUGAACUCUAUUCCAGAAGUACUUAAUGAUGAAUGUCAUUGGCAAAAUAGGGUGUGGUCUUGUUUCAUGCGGUACAAGACAUUGCAGUGUGUUUGACAUCACACUGGGCAGACAAGGUCUAUCUGAACAAGACUCUUUUAGCUGAAUGAUUUCACAAUAGUAACUAUUGAUCAAUAUGUGCAAAGAAGCUAGAUCUUCAAGGUCAACUUAAUUAGUUUGAUGGUCAAUUUGUAUAAGUUUGACAUAUUAUUGUACUGAUCGGCAAUUUGUCGAUGAGUUGCUGUACACUCCAGAAAAAAACCUGAAUUGAAUUGCUUGCCCUUGUAUCCAACUAUUGGCAGAAGCAGAAUGUACGACAUGCCCUGUCACUUGCAGAAACAAAGUGAGCUGUGCAAUAAAGUUGUUCAAUGUUCCAAAGUGAAUCUGUCCUUGUUGUGAAACUGCCCUGAGACCAGAGACAGGCGAGAUGUAGAGAUGCUGCUGUUCUAUAUAGGUUAUUAUUUGCCCGUUCACCACUCUGUGCUGGGAAGGGGCUGUCACUUACAGUGGGCUUAUGGUAACACUGGACAACAAAUUUUUUCAAAAGUGUUGCUUCCUCAGAAUUCUUUUUUGUUCAUGAUAAACUGCUUGAAGCUGAACAUGUAUAUAAUUCCAGACUACUUGUAUCAUGUAGGAAUUUGUAGAAACAAAUUAACUUUUAUUGAAUAUAAUGCGUUUAAUUGACUAAGUGCUGUCGCUUUUCAAUAGUUUAACUAAGCUAGAAGUGUUUUGUUCAUAAUUUUUCUUUAUACUUAAGUGUCUGAGGCUUCUCACUUAAGUGUCCAACGAAAAUCAGCCAGAUUUGCAGGGAAGAAGUCUAAAUGGGAAUGCAGAAAAUGAAUCUUUAGUAGCAUAUUGCACUUCAUGGUUUUGUAUGCUUGAAGCAUAUCAACUAGCUGCAUGUAGUUCGGUGCUCUGUAGUUGUCAAGAAAAUUUUCAACAACAUCCUUGAAUGCCUUCCAUGCAACUUUCUCUGGUCCCAUUGGAAGUUGUACUAAUUGCCUGUCAUUGACCUGUUUGAUUUGUGGGGCAAAAAAAUGCCUUCCGUAAAUCUUGGUAUCAAUUAUUCUAACUUGAAUUAUGAAUUAAAUGACAAGUAUAGGUGAUUUUUUUUAAAAUUGGAGUGUGAUAGGGAAAUUUCAUGGUGAUUUUCAUGAUCAGCAGCCCAAAAUCUCGGAAGUAAUAUCUUUGUUGUCCAGUAUGAUCAAUAUUACACCCAAAAGUAUUUCGGAAGUAAUAUCUUUGUUGUCCAGUAUGAUCAAUAUUACCAUCUAACAAUGUGCUUCUAGAGAUGGGGCUAUGGGUUCUCUUUUGAGUGAAGUAAACAAUUUUAAAAUUAAUUGCAAUAAACUGCCUUACAAA